AUGCCAUUCAACAUUUUUCCCUUGGUCCAGGAAGAGCCCGGCCCCCCUCCUGAUGGCGGCGUUCAGGCCUGGCUCCAGAUCCUCGCAAGUCAUCUCAUCAAUGCUUUGUCAUGGGGAUAUUCCGCUUCAUUUGGCGUUUAUCAACUUCAUUAUACGACCACAUUGUCAUUGCCCGAGUCGCAAGUUGCCUGGAUUGGAUCCCUACAAGUUUUUCUCACCUUCUUUUUAGGAACAUUCGCCGGCCGCGCUGCCGAUGCAGGCUACGCUCAGCACGCAGCCGUGGCGGGCUGUUCGUUAAUCGUGCUCGGAACCUUCAUGACAAGCUUGGCGACCGAGUACUGGCAGAUAUUCCUCGCACAAGGCCUCUGUACCGGCCUCGGUAUGGGUGCCUGCUAUGUGCCAUCAAUGGCUGUAGUCGGCUCGUACUGGAACAAAAGGAAAGCAUUUGCCAUAGGAUUGGCCGCGUCUGGGAGCGGCACAGGCAGCAUACUGUUCUCUUUGGUCAUUCAACAUCUCCAGGCGACUAUUGGGUUUCCUAGCGCAGUCCGCGUCCAAGGCUAUAUUGCUCUAGCGUUCGCAGUCGUCGUCAUCCUUGUCUUUCGGCCACGUCUUCCACCGCGCAAGGCGGGGCCACUCGUCGAAUGGAAGGCAUUCACGGAGCCUACAUACGUCCUCUUCACGAUCGGCGUAGUCCUGAUAUUUACAGCCGUGUAUUUUUGCUUCUUCUUCAUAAACACAUACGCGACCCUGCGCGUAGGCCUCUCUGCGGUGGAAGCUGCGAACCUGCUCGUCAUCAUCAGUGCUAUCGGCAUCCCAGUACGACCGAUACUUGGAUUCCUUGCCGAUAGAUACUUUGGCUCACUGCUCACCUUGAUCGUGUCGACGAUAUUCCUCGCUAUAAUGCUGUUUGUCUGGAUUGCCGUGCGCAGCGUCAGCAGUCUUUACGUGUAUUCUGUUUUUUACGGAGUUGCCACCGGCGCAGUUCAAGGAAUGUUCGUCAGCGGGCUCGCAUCAUUGACCGCGGACUUGAGCAAGCUAGGUGUUCGUUUCGGCAUGGUGGAUAGCCUUAUAGCAUUCGCGUCACUAGCAGGACCGCCGUUAGCGGGUGCUUUGAUCCAAAGCGACGAUGGAGGCUUUCUCAAGGCUCAGAUAUGGGCGGGUGUGGUGACGAUGUGCGCUAGUCUCUUCAUCUGCGCGGCUAAAUGGACUGAAGUCAAGUUCGACGGCCCUCGCUCAAAAUCCGGAGAGGGAGAAACAACACCUAACAAUUUGGAGGCUGUCCAGGUGGAAGAUGACGGGCGCGCGAAGGCAUGA
Molecule: messenger RNA, 1314 nt
Organism: Metarhizium brunneum ARSEF 3297
Lineage: Eukaryota; Fungi; Ascomycota; Sordariomycetes; Hypocreales; Clavicipitaceae
Source: RefSeq, a predicted model, not a curated record